Molecule: messenger RNA, 1600 nt
Organism: Gadus macrocephalus (Pacific cod)
Lineage: Eukaryota; Metazoa; Chordata; Actinopteri; Gadiformes; Gadidae
Exons: 6
Coding region: 81-920 (279 amino acids)
Source: RefSeq, a predicted model, not a curated record
GUUGAGGACCUAUUUGAGGCCAGUCUGAUUCACCCUGGUCUCAGUGGCAGCCCCUCUCCUCAGCUUCUCCUACAGACCAGAUGCUUCUACUCUCUAGGGCUGCCUGGAGCUCACUGUGUUUAGCGGUGGUUGCCAUGGCAGCAGAGCUGACUCAGGACCAGGUGUCGUGGACCAGGAGAGAAGGGGAAACCGUCUCCUUCAGGUGUACAGACACUGACCAGUGUACUGGUUCCUAUAUCUUCUGGUACCAGAAGAAAGAGAGCGAAACAUUCACCCUGAUUCUUGACAUUGGCAAGAGUAAUGGUGCGCUUGAUAAAAAAUACAACCAUCCUCAGAAGGAUGAUUUCUCAUCAGUCCUCAAAGAGAACAGCUGGGAGUUGUCGCUUCAGAAGGUGAAAGCGUCCCAUUCUGCCACCUACUACUGUUCCUGUUGGACUAGUGGAUAUUUCACUGUGGACAUCUUUGGUCGUGGCACCACCCUGGUGGUUACAGACAGGUCAGUGGUGCGGCCCAAAGUGAGCGUCUACCCAGCGACGGGAGCUGAUUUAAAGGGCCGGCGCUCCCUGCUGUGUGUAGCCAGAGACAUGGUCCCUGAGGAGGUCCGGGUGUCCUGGAGGAGGAGAGGGGGGGAGCAGCUGGAGCUCAGAGGACCGACAUAUGCUGCCAGCAUCCUGGUUAUUGAUCAGGGAGAAACCCUCACAGAUCAAUUCAUCUGUAGAGUUGAGCAUGAGAGCGGUCUGCAGGAGGUGGAGGUCCCAGAGUCCCUCCAGGUGCUGUCCAGAGCCAGGCUGGCGUCUGUGCUCUACACAGUGAUGGUGGUGAAGAGUGUGCUCUGCUGCUGUGGCCUGGCUCUCCUGCUCCUCCACACCAACAAGACCAGCAGGACGCCCAAAACCAGCACCACCACAGCCCUGGACUGACGCUGCUGUCCCCCAGAACCAGCACCACCACAGCCCUGGACUGACGCUGCUGUCCCCCAGAACCAGCAGACCCACCUCGCACAACCAUAAGAGGUCAUCAUGUCAUCAUUUUAUUCAGUUCUACUCUUCACGUUUUUUAAGUUUACUUUCAUUGCUUUCAUGUUUGUAAUACUUUGUUUAUAUAAUGUGUCCGUCCUGACGAAGUACUGAACUCAAUACUCACAGUAGACAACAGAAACCUAGAGCAAAAACAUAGAUAAAGUAGAUGGCUAGGGAGUUCAAAUAGUUUGAUAAAAAUUUAAGAAAUAUUUUAGCAUUCAGAAUAAAAUGAGCAAUGAUAACAUAUUUUAUUAUUAUACAUAUAUUUUACAUAUUAUGAUUGAUAUCAUUAAAAGAUAAAUUCAUCAUCGCUGUAUUUGAUAGUACGACUUAUAUUGACAUUUAAAUAAAACAAUUGGCUAUCCUAUACCCGUCUACAUGUUUGUCAACCCUUCUAUUUGUACAUGACUCUACAUGAGCUUUUUCUGAUUUUUUUUAAAUAAUUUUCAUACAUACAGGAUUGGUAUGUUAACCUAGGUUUCACAUGUUUGGUCAAGCACGACAAUGGUAAUUAAAAGUAAUUAUUUAGUUAAUUGAAGCCUACCUUCAAACUUUUCAAUAAACUGAGGAGUAGUGUAACA